AGCCUGGCGUUACUGUGCCUUUUCGCCUUGACGCAGGUGGAUCCCGGAGCGGUUCCUUGGAAGAUGGAGGACGAAGCUCCUGUCGAGGACGGAGAAAACUCCUCGAUAACCCGGACGCGCGUUCAGCCCGACGGGUCAACGGUGGUGGACAAGUGGUGCUAUACAUGCAAGCUCUGGCGACCUCCCCGAGCAAGCCAUUGCCGGAUAUGCAAGAGAUGCUACUAUCGGUUCGAUCACCAUUGCCCCAUCACGGGGACUUGCAUUGCUCAGGGCACGCACAUUUUCUUUGUCUCGUUCCUUGUGUUGAGCAGCUUCGCCUGCCUCGUGGGGUGUGCGUGUGGGUGCUGGAGCAUCGCGAGGCUCUUUGACAGCAACCCUGAAAAGAAGUGGCAGACAUUCCUCCUGUUCCCUUACAUGGUAGUCCUAGCCUGGAUCGGAAUAUCUCUUGCGGGGUUCGGGAUUUGCUUUCAUUUAGCGUUGCUCAUCUGCAAUACGACAACCAAAGAGCAUCUGACAGCACCGAACUCGUCGAGGAAAACUUCUUUUUGCAAAGAUUGCAUUGAGAUCUCUUGCGUCGAGAGGCACUGGAAGUACUCCUUGGAUCCGAAGCCAGUAGAUCUUAGCCUGAUCCCUUGAGCACCAACCUUCUCCUCUGCUCAAGGAAAGGAUCCGUUUAGUUUUCCGUAAUGGUUGAUAAAUUAAUCUCGCGCUC
Messenger RNA from Guillardia theta CCMP2712, 712 nucleotides. RefSeq lists its product as hypothetical. The coding region runs from base 64 to 636 and encodes 190 amino acids. The record is from RefSeq and is a predicted model, not a curated record. Gene Ontology annotation, cellular component: Golgi apparatus; endoplasmic reticulum. Lineage: Eukaryota; Cryptophyceae; Pyrenomonadales; Geminigeraceae. Gene Ontology annotation, molecular function: protein-cysteine S-palmitoyltransferase activity. The transcript is spliced from 6 exons. Gene Ontology annotation, biological process: peptidyl-L-cysteine S-palmitoylation; protein targeting to membrane.